This is a messenger RNA of Penicillium coprophilum, 858 nucleotides long. RefSeq names its product alpha/beta hydrolase. Lineage: Eukaryota; Fungi; Ascomycota; Eurotiomycetes; Eurotiales; Aspergillaceae. The transcript is spliced from 2 exons. The coding region runs from base 1 to 858 and encodes 285 amino acids. The record is from RefSeq and is a predicted model, not a curated record.
AUGCUUCCCUUUGCGAUUGUCAUUUGCCAUGGCUCCUAUCAUACUCCCGCUCCAUACCAAGCCCUUGUUGAUGCUUUGACUGCGAAGGGCAUUGAAACAUAUUGCCCCCAACGGCCCACUUGUGAUCUCACUCAGCUUAAUGUUGGCAACCCCAGCAAUCCUGAUUUUGAUCGCAGGGCUCCCCCAGGAGGCUAUCCACUACCUGUAGAUGAUGCAACAGAUAUUGGGCUGUUGCUUGACAAGUUGAUUGCACAGGGGAAGUCCGUACUACUCGCAGGACACUCUUCUGGUGGCUGGGUCGCCGCUGAGGCUGCACAGUAUUCUCGCCAAGCCCCCGUUCGCGCAAGGGAUGGAAAGACUGGCGGUGUCAUAGGGAUCUUCUUCAUCGGAGCAUUUAUUGUUCCGCAAGGCCAAUCAGUGCAUUCCUUCUUCCAGCCCGCAGAUGGCAAAGUUGUUGCGCCUCCAUUUAUGCGAUUCCACAAACACGGUGUCAAUGGCCUUGGCACCAUGGUCGACCCUGAGCAAUUUCUCUUCAAUGAUCUUGAUGCGGCAACCGCGAAGAAGUGGGCAUCCACGUUGACGGCAGCUCCCGUUAUGAUUAGCCCCCUUACCCACAAUCCUUAUGAUUCGCUCCCCUGCGCCUAUCUUGUGUUGGAAAAGGACCGCACAUUACCCAAGGAGUACCAAGAGACGAUGGCAUUGAGUCAGAAGAAGCCUUUCACGAUCUACCGUGCGCCCUGUGGUCACUCGCCGCACCUUAGUUGGACAAAUGAGCUGGUUGCUAAGAUGGAGGAAUUCGGAAGCCUGGUUCUAGCUAAAGCAAAGCAGAUUAAAUAUUCAAAAAUGAAUCUCAUUUGA